AAGUUCAAGAGCAGACUCAACCAGCCGAGGAGACUGAGAAGGAAAACGUCGACGAUGAGAAGCCUGAGGAGAAUAAGGUGGAGGAGAAAUCGACCGAUGACAACAUUUCUUGUACGUCAACAAUUACCGUGGGAUGGGGGGAUUUUACAACGUGUUCCGAGGCUAUUCGAACCGUGGAAGCUCUGCCUCGGGAGACUACCGCUCCCGCAGGUUUGCCGGAGGCAGUUCCGGGUCUUAUUAUCGUCGAGGAUUGCGCUAUUAGAAAGGCCAUCUAUCCCGACUUCGAUGCGAUGCUGUUUUCUUGAAAAGGAUUUAGGAUGAAUUGUCAGCCAUCGGCGAGUCAAAAUCUUCGGGAAAGCGUUGGAAUUAUGAACCAGAAGAUCGAACCUCGGGUUUGCUGGCUUUGGGCUUUGACUUACCGGGAUUGUUACGUUCAUCAGGGAAUUAAAAGCUCAAAUGGAGAGAA
Messenger RNA from Notodromas monacha, 466 nucleotides. Lineage: Eukaryota; Metazoa; Arthropoda; Ostracoda; Podocopida; Cyprididae. The record is from the annotation of a GenBank genome assembly.